Messenger RNA from Boleophthalmus pectinirostris (great blue-spotted mudskipper), 7393 nucleotides. Its product is annotated as neuropilin-2-like. NCBI's taxonomy places the organism in Eukaryota, Metazoa, Chordata, Actinopteri, Gobiiformes, Gobiidae. The record is from RefSeq and is a predicted model, not a curated record. Gene Ontology annotation, molecular function: vascular endothelial growth factor receptor activity; semaphorin receptor activity. The transcript has 18 exons. Gene Ontology annotation, biological process: axon guidance; vascular endothelial growth factor signaling pathway; angiogenesis. Gene Ontology annotation, cellular component: membrane. Bases 30 to 2801 code for a protein of 923 amino acids.
UUUGCAGGAUUUGUGUGUUAAAGGUGGGAAUGAAACAAAACACAACUCCAGCGUCUGAACCCUGCGGCGGGUACCUGGAUGCCAGCCAGGCGGGGUACAUCACCACCCCCGGGUAUCCUCUGGAGUACCCCCCUCACCAGAACUGUCGCUGGGUCAUCACAGCUCCAGAGCCCCUCCAGCGAAUCGUCCUCAACUUCAACCCACACUUUGAGAUCGAAAAACUGGACUGCAGGUAUGACUAUGUAGAGAUCCAUGAUGGAAACUCUGAGUCUGCAGACCUUCUGGGGAAACACUGCAGUAACAUCGCUCCUGCUCCGAUCAUCUCCUCUGGACCAUCGCUGCACAUCAAGUUUGUGUCCGACUACGCUCACCAGGGGGCAGGCUUCUCGCUACGCUACGAGAUCUACAAAACAGGUUCGGACUGCUCGCGCAACUUCACGUCUCCCACGGGGCUGAUCGAGUCUCCGGGCUUCCCUGAUAAAUACCCACACAACCUGGAGUGCUCCUUCAUCAUCAUCGUGCCCCCCAGCAUGGACGUGACCCUCAGCUUCCUGACCUUUGACCUGGAGAAUGACCCCCUGCCGGGCAGUGAGGGCGAUUGCAAGUACGACUGGCUGGAAGUGUGGGACGGGCUGCCAGGAGUCGGCCCUCUGAUUGGUCGAUACUGCGGGACCAGAGUACCUCCUGAGAUUCAAUCGUCUACCGGGAUUUUAUCUUUGUCCUUCCACACGGACAUGGCUGUGGCUAAAGACGGCUUCUCCGCACGCUACAACAUGACGCAUAAAGAAGUUAGCGAAACUUUCCACUGCAGUAACCCGUUUGGUUUGGAGUCUGGAAAGAUCACAGAUGACCAAAUUACGGCUUCGUCCAGUUUUUAUGAUGAACACUGGCUCCCGAGACAAGCACGACUCAACUACAACGACAACGCAUGGACCCCGAAUGAGGACAGCAACAGGGAGUACAUUCAGGUGGAUCUUCAUGUCCUCAAAGUGCUCACGGGGAUCGCCACACAGGGAGCCAUUUCCAAAGAGACUCAGAAGUCCUAUUAUGUCACUGACUUUAAACUGGAGGUCAGCACCAACGGAGAAGACUGGAUGGUCUACAGACACGGCAAGAACCACAAGGUGUUCCAUGCCAACACUGACCCUACAGAGGUGGUCCUGAAUCGCAUCCCUCAGCCUGUCCUGGCCCGUUUUGUCCGGAUCCGACCGCAAAACUGGAAGAACGGGAUUGCCUUGAGAUUUGAGCUGUACGGAUGUCAAAUCACAGAUGCGCCGUGCUCGGAGCUGCAGGGUCUGAUGUCCGGCCUCCUCCCUGACUCCCAGAUCUCGUCUUCAUCCAUGAGGGACCUGCAUGGCUCCAUGGGGGCAGCGCGCCUCGUGGCCAGUCGCUCAGGCUGGUUCCCCAACCCCACCCAGCCCAUCGCCGGGGAGGAGUGGCUACAGGUGGAUCUGGGCGUCCCAAAGACCGUGCGGGGCAUCAUUACCCAGGGUGCCCGGGGGCUGGAGGGCAGCACCAGUGCAGAGAACAGAGCCUUUGUGCGCAAAUACAAACUGGCUCACAGCCUCAAUGGGAAAGACUGGACCCACAUCAUGGACAGCAAGACCGGCCUCGCCAAGAUUUUCGAGGGGAACAGUCAUUACGACACUCCAGAGGUGCGCAGGUUUGAGGAGAUCGUGGCUCAGUUUGUGCGCGUGUUUCCGGAGCGCUGGUCUCCGGCCGGGAUCGGGAUGAGGAUAGAGGUGCUGGGAUGUGACCUGCCAGAAAGCACCACUGUCCCAGACACAGCCACCCCCACCCUGCCCAAAAUGGAGCAGACCACCCCAGCCAUGAGACCAGCCACCACGCCCUCCUUAUCGGCUGUGUGUGAUUUUGAGUCCAGUCUGUGCGGGUGGUCAGCAGAUCCACAGUCUGGGGUCAGCUGGUCUCUGCACACGGCCAACAGUGGCACCUCAACGGGACACGGCACCCACAGCACCCAUGGGAGCAGGCUCGACCUCACCCAGGCCUCUGACAACCUAUCAGGGAACUACCUCCAUGUGGACGCGGGACCCCACACUCAGAGGAAGCGUGCCCGCCUGCUGAGCCCUGAGGUGGCGCCAGAGUCAGGAACGCUCUGCCUCCUCUUCCACUACCAGCUCCAGGGAGAGGCCCAGGGGAGCCUCAGGGUGCUGCUGCGCGACUCGGACCAGGACGAGACCCUGCUGUGGUCCCUCCGCGGAGACCAGGGGGCGCUGUGGAGGGAGGGACGCACGGUGCUGCCUCAAAGCCCCAAAGAGUAUCAGGUUGUUUUUGAGGGAUUCUUUGAGCAUCCAACAAGAGGGCACAUCCGGAUAGACAACAUUCACAUGAGCAGCAGCUUCGACCUGGAGCAGUGCACACAGCCCCUUCCAGCGCUGACGCCAGGAAUCACCAACCCGAGGCCAAUAGAUUUCGGCAAAGACCCCGUUUUCAACCGCCCGACCAUAGAAGAAGAGUAUGUAUUCCCUGGCUGGAAUUCCUUCUCCACCCCCUCCUCCUCCGACUCCGCCCCCUCCUCUGUCACCGUGGUCUCGGAGAAAGACAAAGACAACGCCUGGCUCUACACUCUGGACCCCAUCCUCCUCACCAUCAUCGUAAUGAGCUCCUUGGGCGUUCUGCUCGGAGCUAUCUGCGCCGGCCUCCUCCUCUACUGCACCUGCUCCUACAGCGGUCUAUCAUCGCGGUCUUCAACCACGCUGGAGAAUUAUAACUUCGAACUGUACGACGGCAUCAAGCAUAAAGUGAAGAUAAACCAGCAGAGAUGUUGCUCCGAAGCUUGAAAACUUGAGAACUUUAUUUGAACAAUGAAAAUCGACAAGCACUAUGUAACUCAAUGUACCUGCUAUACCGCUGAUGUCCAAAAAGGGGGGUCGUCCCAGCUCCUGUGCGAGUCUACGGGAUCUUCUAUCUCCUAUGAGGCCUCAAACUAGAUCUUUGCCUGCAAGCAAGCCUGUGAAUGAAUGAAGGAAUGAACAUUUUAACCGUUUUUGAAUCGUGAAAAACCCACUACCACCAGCCUGAAGCCUAUACAUUAUACAAGAGGAGGAAAUGGACUUACAACCCCCAUGGUGACAAUCUGGACGUUUUGGACUACAAAAAUGGCAGCACAGUCAGAUGGGGCUAGGUUGUGAUACUGCAUGAAGUUUUCAAUACUGUGCCAAAAUAGCAGAGCGCCUCCAAGCUUCAAGUGGGUCAAGACAUAUCAAGUGAAUGCCUAUAGAAGUCUAUCAGAUGUCGCUAACUAGAUUUUAGAUGGAAAAGAACGGACAUUGUCAUCGGUUGUUUUGUUUUUUUAUAUAUAUGAGUUAUAAACAUUUAGGGGAGCUUGCUAUAGCGACCUCCCUCGUCAGUCCGCGCUUUGUGAAUCCAGUGGCAUAGAAAAGUAAGGUUUUUGUUGUAGACUCGUGUCCUCAGAUAAAAAAGAUGUCGGCUUAAGUUCGUAACGCCCUGUAGAGAUCUAUGCGACAUUUUUGUUUAGAUUUUCGUUAGCUUGUGUUGACUCCAUGGUUCAAGUUAGAAGUGACAGUGAUCAGACAAAGCAUUAAGACCACAAAUGUUCACUUUAUAAUAACAUCCAGAAUAUAAAUAAAGGAGUUAUUGGUUAUUUUUCUUUAACAUUUUAAUAAAUAAGGAAGGAAGAUUGUAGACGACCAUAUAACUGGAUCAAACCAGCUGCAGUUUACAGUAGUUAUCAAAGGUGCUUUAGACCUGGGUUAGUCCUGGCUUAGGCCUGGUUUAGACCUGGGUUCAAACUGGUUUAGACCUGGUUUAGUCUUGGGUUAGACCGGAUUUUGGGCAAUUCCUUGUCAGUACAGUGGUUAUGGCUCAUCAGAGGUGCUUUAGACCUGGUUUAGUCUUGGGUUAGACCUAGUUUAGACCUGGUUUCAUACUGGUUUAGAACUGGGUACAUACUUGUAUAAACCUGGGUUAGACUUGGUUUUGAACUGGUUUAGACCAGAUUUUGGGCGAUUCCUUGUCAGUACAAUGGUUAUGGCUCAUCAGAGGUGCUUCAGACCUGGUUUAGUCCUGGGUUAGACCUGGUUUUGUUCUGGUUUAGAACUGGGUUUGUACUUGUUAGGCCUGGUUUAGUCCUGGGUUAGACCUGGGUUAGACAUGGUUUUGUACUGGUUUAGAACUGGGUUUGUAGUCGUUUAGACCUGGUUUAGUCCUGGGUUAAACCAGAUUUUGGGUGAUGCCUUGUCAGUACAGUGGUUAUGGCUCAUCAGAGGUGCUUUAGACCUGGUUUAGUCCUGGGUUAGACCUGGUUUAGGCCUGGUUUCAUACUGGUUUAGAAAUGGGUUUUUCUGUUCUAAAGUAGGAACAGUGGUCAACUAAUGCAAGGUUCACUCAUAAGUAAUGAAGGAUAACCAAUAUUGUCCCAUUCAAGACACUUUUCAGUUCAAGAAACUAUAUAGAAAGUGAGUUAAAAGUGUCAUUAUAUAUAGUAUUUGUCAUAAUGUUUUGACUGAUCUCUGUAUUUCUUUUGCCACAUUUUGCGUUGCUUUCUGGCGUAAAGGAAAUGUCGAGAAUAGACAGAAAAUCAGAGGUUUAUCUUAAUCUAACAUGCUGUUAUGGAGUCGUGCUUUAGAUUCAGUAUUCUAGAGUCUGUCUUUGGUAAACAUAUAUAUUUUUUUGCUUUUCCAAUUCCCCAAUUAUGGACAGACACUGUGUGGAAAAAUGUCAUGUGAUUGUUUUUAUUGCAACCUAUGGAUUGCCAAAGAAGACAAAGAAAGGUCUAUAUAUUGGUGGACGUCAAAUGGACCGAACCAUCUCAUCCUUGUGUCCACCGAUCAAAGAAAGAAUGAAGGAUUUAUAACGAAGGAGAGUGGUCCCGUCAACUUUCUUGGACACAAAUGAGCCUUAAGCUAACUACAGUAUAACGCUGUAUCGGAGGACAGCCAUUGAAGAGGGCCAGUGCUGUGGGAAAGACUGAAAACUCACAUAUACACAAGCACUCACACUCAAAAGUUUGGACACGUGUUUUAAUUUAAUGGGCUUUUUUCCCCCAUAUUUUCAUGACUAUUUACAUUGUAGAUUCUCACACAACGACAUCAAAACUAUGAAUGAACACGUGUGAAAUGUAGUAAACAAAAAGGUGUGAAAUAACUCAGAACAUGUUUUAUAUUUUAGAUUCUUUAAAAUUGUCACCCUUUUUUGUAAAUGUUUGCAGUACUAUUGACAAAGCAAAGGGUGACUACUUAGAGGAAUCUAAAUGAAUCUUUGCUACAUAAUCCCAUACUUCUUACUUCAUAUAUUUGAUAUCUUCAGUAUGUAGAAAAAAUGCUUAACAAAAAUGUGUGUCCAGACUUUUGAAUGCAGUGUAAAUACACAGAUAAAAUACAUGCACUUCAUAACAGUGGAGACUUGGGUAUGUUUACAUGCAAUCAAUGUGAUAGUAGUUUUAUUUCGAAAGAUGUUUGCAAAAUGGACCUAUAUGCCCCAUUUUAAAUAACUAUUACUGUAUAUAAUGCAAGAUUUAUCUUCGACCAUAUUAAUAUAUAACAUAGUAUCAGGUCGGUUUGGUUCAUAGGGUGAACUCAAAACUAUGAAUGUAUGAACAUUUAUUGAUUUGUUAUUAUCAGUAUUGAAAAGUCUUAAUAACUAAUCUUUUGAACAAGCUUUUCUUUACAAAUUCAACACACAACUCACAAUUCAAAAAUCUAAACUGGGACUAAACUGAAACUGAAACCAGAGCUAAACCUGGACUAGACCAGAACUAAACCAGGACUAAACCUUGAUUAGAACCAAACCAAGUCUAUUUCAGGCUAAACUGGGCUCAAACCAGUGCCAAAUAAAGACUAGUGCCCCCAUAAAAGUCAUAUUUUCUCAGGGUUGCCGCAUUCGUAACAUCCAUUUAUGUAUUAGAGUUCACUUAUGAGUUCAAACAUAACAAAAAUACAUUUCAUCAUACAUAAAAAACUAUUAUUAUUAUUAUUAUUAUUAUUAGACAGUAGCAGCCCUGCUUGGGGUCAGACUAAUUCAUAAGCUCUUAGUUUGACCCUUUAGACCUCACUGGUUUAAAUGUCCACCUACCUCUUGCAUUGGAAAUAGUAUAUUAUAUUUUAGACAUAAAAAACAGACUUUUCCCACAUUUUUACUAUAUUUAGUUUUGGCAGCUUUAUUUUCUACCAGUUUUGAUGAACUGAUUAUUUGCAUGUAAACAUACCCAAUUGCAUAUAGGCCUGAGGUACAGUGUAAAAGUGAGAUGAAUUUUAUUUUUGCACUGUACAGUUUGGGGCUUAGCUUAAUCAAAUAUAAUGCAAAUGGAGGCUGUUCAGUGGUGAGAGAGUGAGAGAGACACGUUCAGAAAAAAAUAUAAAAACCCAAAUAUGACAAAAUGUGCAAAAUAAACUGCAAAAUGACUGUGUUCUGUGCCAGUUUAAAGGUGCAGGCUUUUAUAGUGAUUGUGAACAACAUGGCCGACUUGUGGGGUUAAGACAACUUGUAAUGAAUUAUCAAUGAGCUAAUUAAUAAUAACUAUAAACUUAAGUCUUCUUCUGCACAGAUAACUAGGGAUGCACCGAUCUGAUACUGGUGCCUGAAAUCUGCACCGAUCCUGGAAAAUAUGCUUGAUCAGCUAUCAUCUUCAGAUAUCCUGUUUGGAUAAAGUGAUGUAAUAAGACUGUUUACUAGUCGUACUUACCCCAGAAAGUCUCAGAAUUGAUGGAUACACAACAGCUAUAGCACAUUUGGGUAUUAUUUCAUUUUUGUUUAAAGGAAGUAAAUGCUGUUUUGUGUUUCUGCACGGGUAUCUGUUGAUAUCAGGUAUCGGCAAAUACUUAAAGCUACAAUAUCGAAAUUGGUGCAUCCCUAAAAAUAGCACGUUGUUCUAUGUCUAGCAUGUUAACUAUUAUCAUACAUUCAAAUACUUCAGCAAGUACUUCAGUGUUUUGCAAAAAAAUUCUGCAUUUCAUCAACUUCAACAAUUCGUUAUAAUUCGUUUCAUAAUAAUAAUAAUAUCAAUAUCAAAAUUAUAAUGUAUGUGAACCUAACACUACUGUCACUGUGCAUUAUGGUGCUCAAAAAGUACAUUGUUUAUAAGUACAGCCAUCAAAAGUUUACAAUGACGGUGAAUUGAAUCAAGAACACAUUAUAUGGAAGGAUGUAUAGGAGGAGUUGAAUCUAAUGCACGUUUAUAUCCAAGUGCCUUUGGAGCUGUUUUGUGCCUCUCUCACUCUUUACAGUAACUUACGGUAAAUAAAGCCUUCAUUCAAAUAUAUUUACUCCCGUCUGUUUAAGUAUUACCUCUUGGUCGUCAUAGAAACACACACCACAUCCGUCACUCACAUCGACGGCACUGGCCAGAAACUCAACUGUUGUUUGUAGACUUUGUACAGAAAACUUUCUUUUUUAAUGUUAUUAUUAUUUAAUA